GUUCAUGCCAGAGCACAAGGUUGCCCAUUUGGAAAAGGUAAUUGGUGUUAAAAGAAAUGGAGAUGCUUAUCACUCAGAGGGUGUGUCUGGCCAGCAGCAGAGCAGAGCUGUAAUGAAAACCAGUGACACACACCGUGAGUCUGGACUUUGUGAGUCCCAGCCUGGACUCUGUACCACACAGCAUGAGAGGUUGCCUUCCCCAUUACCAGCCCCAGCGAGCCCGAGCCAGUCUGAAGCACCAGAAAGUACAAAUCCUUGUCAAGAGGAAGAUAAGCAAUGCCUGACUUUUAACCUCUCUAAUAUCUUGAGUGGACAGGACUACCAGCAAAGACCACUACACAUUGCCUGGCCUCACAGGUGGGAACAUGAGAAAGAUCCUGAAACUUUCUUUAACCUGCUGAAGCUGAAAGAGAAAGAUUUGCCUUUCCACGUGUCCGUCCUUGGAGAGACUUUCACUGAAAUUCCAGAUAUCUUUGCAGAGGCCAAAAGAGGCUUGGGAUCGUCCGUGUUGCACUGGGGCUACUUACCCAGCAAAGAUGACUAUUUCCAAGCUCUGUGCAUGGCUGAUGUUGUCAUCUCGACAGCUAAACACGAGUUCUUUGGCGUUGCAAUGAUCGAAGCUGUUUAUUGUGGUUGUUACCCGCUGUGUCCCAAGGCCUUGGUGUACCCAGAGAUCUUCCCAGCUGAAUAUCUGUAUUCUACACCUGAACAGCUUUUUAAAAGGCUUCAGAAUUUCUGCAAGAGACCAGAUAUUGUGAGGAAACAUCUCUAUAAGGGCGAGACGGCCGGGUUUUCUUGGGCAGCGCUCGGCAGUAAAUUCAGGUCUCUGCUCGCAGCAGAACCGAGGGAAGAUUUGUGACAGAUGGGGCUAAGUCACAAACUUGCAGCCUCAGGCAGAAUUGUGGAAGUUUCCAGAGUGUGCCCAUAUUUACCUGAUCAGAGAGAAAAGAAAAUCUGCAGAGGAAGCCGAGCCUGGCUGCUUGUCAUAGCUGACACAGAGCCAUCUGCCACAAACCUGUGGCGGCUUCAGAUCUCCAAUCCCUGCCACCACCCCAGCUCAAAUUAAAUACAGAUUCUUAGAGACGUUAUGAUGGUUACACAUGUCCUCGGCAUCACAUGCAGGAGACUGUUCAAAAAAAAUAUGUGGCCUGUUGUGUAACCGCACUCAUGUAUCCCAUAUGUGGUGCCACAUUGAAUUUCCGGUUGAAUCUGUUUUUAUCCUUUGUACUGGAUGACAUG
Molecule: messenger RNA, 1239 nt
Organism: Acanthisitta chloris (rifleman)
Lineage: Eukaryota; Metazoa; Chordata; Aves; Passeriformes; Acanthisittidae
Gene: QTMAN
Product: glycosyltransferase-like domain containing 1
Exons: 6
Molecular function (GO): glycosyltransferase activity
Source: RefSeq, a predicted model, not a curated record